GGGGCGCGGGCGGGGCGGGAGCCGCGGCCGGAGCCGCCGCCCGACCCUGCCCUGCCCUGCUCUGCUCUGCUCUGCCCUGCCCCGCCGCGGCCUCGCCUCGACUCCUGUCCCCUUCCGCCUGCCCGCCCCUGCCGGCUCCAGGCCCGGCCGCGGAGCCUCAAGGCCGGCAGCGUUCGCGCCUCAGCCGUGGUCAGCGCGGGGGCGCCGCCGCCGUCUCGGGGGGUGGUGGCGGCAGUGACAGCGCCGCUGCCGCGGGCAGGGCGGGUGCGGGAGGCAGGCAGGGCCGCUCCAGGCUCCUGGCAAGCGCCGCUCGGUAGCAGGAGCUCGCUGUGUGUAGGGGUCUCGGCCGUUCUCCAGGCUCUGCAGGAGGUUGUGUGAAGUUUUGUGACCUGGAGCGGUGCGGAUCCGCCUGAGUCAGUGACCACUGAGUCAGCGCUUUUGCUGCGGCUGCAGACGGUCAUGUCGGAGCUGCCACGUAAAUAGCUCAACAUGAACUUUAACCAUCAAGAUAAUUUAAAAAGUGAACAGAAUCAUAUCUUUUCUUCUGCGAGCUGGCUGAGGGAUUCUGGGUUUCUCCUGCAGUGCAGUCCUAUUCACUGCCUUUUCCUGAAACAGGACAUGGAGCUGCGUUCCUUUCUUCAUGUUAGGUGCUAAGUUGUUGUUAACUCUGUUGGCAAUGUCUAUGAUUUUAUCUGCCUCUGUGGUCCGUGUGAGGGAUGGACUCCCACUUUCUGCAUCUACUGAUUAUGACCAGAGCACGGGAAUGCAAGAAUGUAGAAAAUAUUUUAAAAUGCUCUCUAAAAAACUUUCUCAGCUUCCUGAUAGAUGUACUCUGAAAACUGGACAGUACAAUAUAAACUUUAUAAGUUCUCUGGGAGUAAGCUAUAUGAUGUUGUGCACCGAAAAUUAUCCCAAUGUUCUGGCUUUCUGUUUCCUGGAUGAGCUUCAGAAGGAGUUCAUCACUACCUACAAUAUGAUGAAGACAAAUACUGCUAUCAGACCAUACUGUUUUAUAGAAUUUGAUAAUUUCAUUCAGAGGACCAAACAGAGAUACAACAACACACGUUCUUUGUCAACAAAGAUGAAUCUUGCUGAUAUGCAGACUGAAAUCAAACUGAGACCACCAUAUCAAAUUUCUGUGUCAGAACUUGGUUCAGCCAAUGGCUUCUCUCAUAUGCCUGUGGGGGAGUAUAAAGGUACUGGUAAGAUAUCUGCAGCUCCUAAUCAACGUCUGGAACCUGUGACUCUGCCAGGGAUUGUCUCAUUUGUGCUUAGUCUGUUAUGUGGAGCUUUGAAUUUAAUCCGUGGCUUCCAUGCCAUAGAAAGCCUUAUCCAGAAUGAAGGUGAAGAUUUCAGCUAUGUUAUUGCAUUUUUUCUUGGAACCGCAGCCUGUUUGUACCAGUGUUACCUAUUUAUGUACUACACAGGCUGGAGGAAUGUCAAGUCCUUCCUGACUUUUGGGCUGAUCUGCCUGUGUAACAUGUACCUGUAUGAACUGCGCAACCUGUGGCAGCUCUUCUUCCAUGUGACUGUGGGAGCUUUUUCUACCUUACAAAUCCGACUGCGACAAGCGCAGGGAAAGUCCCCUGAUUACAAUGUCUGACAAGUCCUGGAACAGUGAGACCAAGUCUUGUUCCAGUAGUUACUCUCAGGAAUGUAAAGCUGUUCUCCAAAAGAAGAAGCUGUCUGAUUGGGGCUUUUUUUUUUUUUUUUCUUUUUUUUUUAAUAAAUCAAUGUAAGAUGCCUGUGGACAUUCUACGCUUGGUGGUUGAACCUUUUUUAAAUUAUUUUUUUAUUUUCUUGAAAAGGACACAAAAGAAUAUGGGACUAGAGGAGGAAAGUGAAGUAUAUCCAAGCAGUGAAAUGUAUGUAGAAUAUGACUGGUGGCAUAAAAAAAGCUUCAUUCAUACAUUUAUGGAGAUAAUCUGAUGUGGAAUUAUCUUACGGUAUUUCAUGAUCACAUUAUCUGAUGAUAAUGUGGAAGCACACUUGUACAUUAAUGGAGGAAUGUGUAAAGUAUGUUCUGCAUAUUGUGCAAGCUUUUCACUUCCAAGGUCAGUUUUGCCUUUGUGAGGCAGUAGGGAAUAGGCUAAAUAAGUAAUAAUAAUGCUAUUGCAUAUUAGCAAACUAGAUGUGGCAUAUGUAAGAUAUUAAACUUUUGAAUGUUUUAUUUCACAUUGACAUAUAUGUGAAUGUUUUCUUAAUUAAAAUGUAACCUGGAAACUCAGUUUCUAGGGAUCAGCUUCACCCAUGGUGCUUUGUCUUAUGCUGUAAGUUCUUUAAUGUGUUUUCAUUUAUUAUUUUCUUUUAAUUAUUCUUUGAAAUUGAUGUAUGUAGAUAGGGUUAAUUUUUUGUAAUUAUUCAAAAAGUUCUGCUGCUACUAACCAGGUUUCUCACACACUUCAUGUGUUUGGAAGGGUUGAAAGAGAACAGAUUGGUGAGUAAAUGGAGUGACUUGUACUUGUUGGAAUGCUGUUCUUUUUAUAUGUUCUUCCUUACUUUCAGAAAUGGAUGAAUAACUAGCUCAAACCUGAGACAGACAACUGGUGACAGGAAAAUAAUAAAUUAGUCUGAUUAGCUGAAACAAGAAA
This is a messenger RNA of Vidua chalybeata, 2591 nucleotides long. It is a transcript of the gene SEC22A, whose product is annotated as SEC22 homolog A, vesicle trafficking protein. The coding region runs from base 641 to 1603 and encodes 320 amino acids. The transcript has 8 exons. NCBI's taxonomy places the organism in Eukaryota, Metazoa, Chordata, Aves, Passeriformes, Viduidae. Gene Ontology annotation, biological process: endoplasmic reticulum to Golgi vesicle-mediated transport. The record is from RefSeq and is a predicted model, not a curated record.